AUGAUCAAUCAUGCCUCCCGCUUUGCGCUCAACACGUUACGACCAGUCUUGAAGCGUGGAAGACAUUGGAAAAGAAGGCCUCUCGCGCUUAGGAGGUAUGCAUCAGUCACAAACCACCACAAUCUUCCGAAGGCCGGAGAGGUGAUAAAUGGAUUCACUCUGGAGAGGAUCCAGAAGGUACCAGAGCUGCAUCUCACGGCUCUGCAACUGCAACACAACAAGACAGGGGCUCAGUAUCUUCACGUGGCCAGAGAAGACAAGAACAACGUCUUCGCUAUCAACUUCAAGACCAAUCCCAACGAUGAUACGGGAUUACCUCAUAUUCUGGAGCACGUGACGCUUUGUGGUAGCGAGAACUAUCCAGUCCGGGAUCCCUUCUUCAAGAUGGUGCCUAGAUCACUCGCUAAUUUCAUGAAUGCCUUUACCUCAGCUGAUUACACCUCGUAUCCAUUUUCUACCACAAAUAAGCAAGACUACCGCAAUUUGUCUUCUGUGUACCUCGAUUCUACACUUAGACCUUUGUUGAAAAAGUCGGACUUCUUGCAGGAAGGAUGGCGAUUAGGGCCUGAAAAUCCCCGAGCAGCAUCGUCACACGAUGAUAUUGUGUUCAAAGGUGUUGUGUAUAACGAGAUGAAAGGUCAGAUGUCAGAUGCAAGCUAUUUGUAUUACGUUCGUUUUCGGGAUCAUCUAUUUCCAGCCAUACACAAUUCAGGGGGGGAUCCUGAUAAGAUGACUGAACUUACUUAUGAGGAGCUUGUAGAAUUCUCUCGUCGGCAUUACCAUCCCAGCAAUGCAAGGUUCUUCUCCUAUGGCGACCUUGACCUUUCGGAACAACUCAAGCUGGUCGAUUUCACUCUACAAGGAUUUGAGAAACGUGAAGUCGACCAAGAGGUCAGAACCCCGCGAGAUCUAAGCGGAGGUCCUAUUUCUGUAACGAUUCCUGGCCCCCUGGAUCCCAUGCAAGCAUCUGGUCGGCAGAGCAAAUCAUCGGUGUCUUGGCUCAUUUGCGAGACUUCUGAUAUCCUCGAGACAUUUUCCUUCAGCAUUCUCUCGUCAUUGUUGAUGAGUGGAUAUGGCUCGCCAUUAUAUCAAGGGCUGAUUCAAAGUGGAAUGGGCUCAAACUUCAGCCCGAAUACAGGAUUUGAUAGUUCUGGUCGCAUUGGAACUUAUUCUCUCGGACUGGAUGGCAUGACGAAGGAAGACGUUCCACGCUUGAAGCAUACAAUCCAUCAGAUUUUGCACCAGCAUGCUAGUGAAGCCUUUGCCGCACACAAGAUUGAAGGCUAUAUGCACCAAUUGGAAAUCGCGCUCAAGCACAAAACUGCGUCUUUUGGGAUGGGAUUGAUGGAUAAAGUCUUGCCGUCAUGGUUCAAUGGGGUUGAUCCAAUGGAGAGUCUGAAAUGGAAUGAGGUAGUCAACGCAUUCAAGGAGAAACUGAAGCAGCCAGAUUACCUUAUUGGCCUUGCUCAUAAGUAUCUAGGCAAUGAUAACUGUCUUGUGUUUACAAUGGAGCCAUCCGAGUCCUUCAACAGGGAUACUGAGUUGCGAGAGGCUGCCCGAAGAGAGAGUAUAUUGUCACGUCUAGAACACGAGGCACAAAGCUCUGAUCACGCUCUUCAACAAUUGCAGAAGCAGGAGCUGGAUCUCUUGAAUGAACAAGAAAAUAUGAAGGACGCAAAUUUGGACAGACUGCCCAGUCUUCACGUUCAGGACAUAUCAAGAGAGAUGGUCAGAAAGCCGGUAUAUACUCAAGAUCUGGCUGGCUCCCAAUCGAUAUGGAGGACAACCGAAACCAAUGGCAUCACAUAUAUCCAAGCUAAGCAUGAACUGAAUGAGCUGCCAGACGAGUUUCGACUACUACUUCCCUUGUUCACUGAGUCGUUGAUACGGUUAGGGACGAAAGACAGGUCUGUUGGCGACAUUGAAGCGGAUAUACUGCGUAAAACAGGCGGCAUAACAAUCUCACCAUACAUUCGGCCGGACCCUUGGAAUAUGGAGAAAUACGCAGAAGGCCUAACCUUCAGCAGCUACGCGCUUGACAAGAAUGUGCCGGCAAUGCUCGAUUUGCUCCGGACCCUUGUCUGUGACAUCGACUUUUCAAGCGGCCAAGCGGUGGCAGCAAUUCAAGAGCUCCUUGAAUCGAAGGUUUCCGGUGCACUUGACUCGGUUGCAGAGGCUGGCCAUCAUUUUGCUAUUACAAAUGCUUCUGCUGCUUUGUCUCCAAGAGGUCUGAUGCAGGAGCAGCUUUCGGGUCUGACACAAAUUGAGGCAUGCGCACAGUUGUUACGGGAGGCGCGUGCAAGACCGGAAAGCUUACUGGUGGUAAUUGGAAAGUUGAAAACGAUUCAAAGACUAGCAAUUUCGAACUCGUCAAAUCUCUCAUUUCGUGUUGUCUGUGAAAGCGAGGUGGCGACCGAGAAUGCUCGCCUCUUGAAUGCUUUCAAGAGUAGCCUUCCGGACCAGCAAGGAGUUGGUCAGUCUCCAGAAGCUGUACCUGGGUCUUCGUACUCGAGGAGGACAUUCUUCGACCUACCAUUCCAAGUUUCGUACACAGGUACAUGCUUACAGACUGUGCCUUAUGCUUCACCAUCCAAGGCGGCUCUCACAGUACUUGGCCAACUCCUUACGCAUAACUAUAUGCACCCGAGCAUCCGCGAAAAGGGAGGUGCAUAUGGUGCAUCUGCCAGCGCUAGUCCAGUUGGUGGACUAUUCUCAAUGUCUUCGUAUCGAGAUCCGAAUCCCCGCAACACAUUGCAGAUUAUUCAAGACGCAGGGAAAUUUGCUUUAGAAAGAGACUGGACCGCGCGUGAGCUAGAAGAAGGCAAGCUAGGUGUUUUUCAACAGAUUGAUGCACCCACAAGCGUACGAAACGAUGGCUCAAAGGAGUUCAUGUACAGUAUAACAGAAGAUAUGGACCAGAAGAUGAGAGAGCGCUUACUUGAUGUUACGAGAGACGACAUCCAGAAGGCUGCCCAGCAAUAUCUGGUAGACAUUUCCGCCGAUCAGCAGGCGGUCUGUAUACUUGGCGAGAAGAAAGAUUGGGUGGGUAAUGAUUGGGACGUCAAGCACCUACGGAUGACUGAAGGAUGA
Endocarpon pusillum Z07020 is the source of this 3090-nucleotide messenger RNA. RefSeq names its product Mitochondrial presequence protease. NCBI's taxonomy places the organism in Eukaryota, Fungi, Ascomycota, Eurotiomycetes, Verrucariales, Verrucariaceae. The transcript has a single exon. Gene Ontology annotation, biological process: protein processing. The coding region runs from base 1 to 3090 and encodes 1029 amino acids. Gene Ontology annotation, molecular function: metal ion binding. The record is from RefSeq and is a predicted model, not a curated record. Gene Ontology annotation, cellular component: mitochondrial matrix.